This is a messenger RNA of Tarenaya hassleriana, 1866 nucleotides long. Its product is annotated as adagio protein 2. Gene Ontology annotation, biological process: response to blue light; circadian rhythm. The record is from RefSeq and is a predicted model, not a curated record. Lineage: Eukaryota; Viridiplantae; Streptophyta; Magnoliopsida; Brassicales; Cleomaceae. Gene Ontology annotation, cellular component: SCF ubiquitin ligase complex; cytosol; nucleus. Gene Ontology annotation, molecular function: protein binding.
AUGCGGUAUACAAAAUUGGAGUGGGAUAGUGAACCCGAUCUCAGCAUCGACGGCGAGGAGGCGGAACAUGGAUAUGGGGGAGAUAUGGUAGGGAUUCAAUUUCCGGUGGAAAAUCUUUCUGGGACGAUGCUGUGUAGGAUCGUGAUCAGAGCGUUAGAGUCUGAUCACCCAAUCAUAUACGUAAACAACAUUUUCGAGAUGGUCACGGGGUAUCGAGCAGAGGAAGUUCUUGGUCGAGUUUGCAGCCGUUUCUUGCAAUGUAGAGGACCUAUUGCUAAAAGAAGGCAUCCGUCAGAAGACUCAACUGUUGCAACAAAAAUGAGGCGAUGUCUUGCAGAUGGCAUCGAGUUUCAAGGCGAAUUGCUAAACUUUCGGAAAGAUGGGUCUCUGAUGAAUAAAAUGUGUAUAAUCCAUAUUCGUGAAGAUGAUGAAAUCACUCAUCUCAUAGGUGUUAUGUUCUUCACAGAUGCGAUCAUCGAUCUUGGUCCAUGUCUUGUUUCUUCUACAAAGGAAAUCUCUAGAACGUCCGAACAGUCUCGCUCAUUCGUUUCUGCUUUAGUUAUCGGAGAGUAUAUCGUCUCUCGUGGUGUAUGCGAGCUAUUCCAGUUGAGAGAUAAGUUAGUUCUCAAGAUAUUAUCACGGUUGACUCCUCGUGAUAUUGCAUCGGAUGGUUUGGUAUGCCCUCGGCUCCAAGAGCUAACAAAGUACGAUGAUUUAUGGAGACUAUUCCCACAAGAAGCGGCAGGAGCUAACAAAGUACGAUGAUUUAUGGAGACUAUUCCCAGUGCAAGGACGAUAGGUUUGGGUCAGUUGGCCCGAGAGCUGACAACCCUUGAAGCGGUGGCCUGGAGGAAAUUGACGGUGGGAGGGGUCGUUGAGUCGUCUCGUUGUAAUUUCAGUGUCUGUGCAGUCGGGAACAUGAUUGUUAUCUUUGGUGGUGAAGGUGUGAAUAUGCAGACAAUGAAUGAUACACUCGUGUUGGACCUGAGUUCAAGUAACCUCGAGUGGUAACAUGUUCAGGUCAGCUCCCCUCCUCCCCGCUGAUGGGGCCACACUCUCUCAUGUGUAAAUGGGUCUCGCUCGGUGGUUUUCGAAGGUUAUGGGAGCCAAGGACUACUUAACGAUGUCUUCUUGCUAGAUCUUGAUGCAGACCCACCGACUUGGGGAGAAGUUUCUGGCUCGACCCUUCCUCUCCCCCGAUCAUGGCAUAGCUCAUGCACCCUCGAUGGCACUAAGUUGAUAGUAUCCAGUGGUUGUGCUGAUUCAAGAGCUCUUCUUAGUGAUAGAUUUCUUCUUGACCUCUCAAUGGAGGAACCAGUAUGGAGGGAGAUACCCAUUCUAUAGACACCUCCAUCUCAUCUUGGUCACACUCUGACGGUCUACGGAGGCAGAAAGAUCCUAAUGUUCGGUGGGCUUGCAAAGAUGGAAUCUUUAAGAUUCUGUUCAAGCGAUGUAUUCCACCUAAACCAACAAUUCGCAAUGGACCUAAGUGAGAAUGAACAGUGUUGGAGACCCGUGAACAGGUGUGGUAGUGGCACACUAGGGUCUGAAAAAUCUUCCGGAGGAAUGGUGGCUCCACCCCCGAGACUUGACCAUGUGGCAGUUAGCCUUCCGGGUGGGAGAAUCUUGAUAUUUGGUGGGUCAGUUGUAGGCUACUCAACAUCUCACCUUUAUCUCCUCGAUCCAACGGAUGAGAAACCGACAUGGAGGAUACUAAAUGUUUCGGAAAGUCCACAGUUUGUGUGGGGACCCAGUACCUACGUGGUCGGAGGGACUCGAGCCAUAGUCUUGGGCGGAAAGACUGGGGAAGAGUGGAUGUUAAGUGAGUUCCAUGAAUUAUUGUUGUCAUGUCCAUCAUCUGAUUAA